Messenger RNA from Emys orbicularis (European pond turtle), 2265 nucleotides. It is a transcript of the gene DENND10, whose product is annotated as DENN domain containing 10. Gene Ontology annotation, biological process: regulation of early endosome to late endosome transport; protein transport. Lineage: Eukaryota; Metazoa; Chordata; Testudines; Emydidae. Gene Ontology annotation, cellular component: late endosome. The transcript is spliced from 8 exons. Gene Ontology annotation, molecular function: small GTPase binding; guanyl-nucleotide exchange factor activity. Bases 70 to 1029 code for a protein of 319 amino acids. The record is from RefSeq and is a predicted model, not a curated record.
UCCACCAUAGAAAAAGACACCAAUGGAGAUGCUCUGUGGGUAUGGUGUUAUCCCUCCACAACAGCUGAAAUGAGGGAUCUAUUGCUGAGAAAAUGCUGCCUUACAGAUGAAAAUAAACUGCUUCACACCUUUGUAUUUGGCCAGUAUAGAAGAUCAUGGUUCUAUAUCACAACAGUGGAAGUUCAAGAUUCUUCAGUCUUGGAAAAGGUGACUCACUUUUCUAUUGUUCUGACUGCCAAAGAUUUUAACCCGGAGAAAUAUGCUGCCUUCACUAGGAUAUUGUGUAGAAUCUACCUGAAGCAUGGGAGUACAGUUAAAAUGAUGGAGAGUUACAUUGCAGUUCUUACAAAGGGGAUCUGCCAGAGUGAAGAAAAUGGAUCUUUCCUCAGCAAAGAUUUUGAUGCCCGAAAGGCUUACCUUGCAGGUUCAAUCAAAGAUAUAGUAUCUCAGUUUGGUAUGGAAACAGUUAUCCUAUUCACUGCACUGAUGUUAAAGAAAAGAAUUGUUGUACAUCACCCAAGAAUAGAAGUCAUCCAGGAGUUUACUAGGACUCUACCUGCUUUAGUGUGGCAUCGACAGGACUGGUCAAUUCUUCAUUCGUAUGUUCAUCUAAAUGAUGAUGAACUGGAAGCAUUAAAGACCUGCACAGGUUACAUUGCUGGAUUUAUAGACUCCAAAGUGAGCAAUAGACCGGAUCUAUAUGAUGUGUAUGUGAAUUUGGCAGACAGUGAAAUUACCAUUUCCCAGCAAGCGAAAGAGGCAAUGACAAUGGGAAAAUUGCACAAAGAAAUUGGUCAACUCAUUGUUCAGUCUGCAGAAGAUCCAGAUAAAUCAGAUAGUCAAGUAAUUAAGGAUAUUUCACUGAAGACAAAAGAAAUUUUGACUAAUCUGGCAUCAUUUACUGAAGUUUCUGAUGAUGGUGAGAAACCCACACUUAACUUUGAAGCCCUAAAACAAAAGCGAUAUCCACCAGCUACAGAAAACUUUCUUUAUCAUCUAGCAGCUGCUGAACAAAUGCUUAAGAUCUGACUUUGUUGAUAUACUUCACUGUUGUGGACCAAUAUGAAACUAUUCCCUUUGCCAUAAAACUAUGACUGUCUGCUACUUAUAUAAAAAACUAAAGGUAGCAAAGAAAAUGUUACAUUUUAAUGAUGUAAUGCAAAAUAUAGACAUAUGACCUGGAACAUGCGGCUGCACAUUAGGAAAUAUUUCUAGUCUUUUUACUUUUCCUUGACUCUGACUUUAUACACACAAGGGCAGAUACUCAAAAACACAACCUGAGUUGGGCACCUGACUUGUGUUUGUGCCUUUGAAAUCUUCCCCCUUACUCUUGGUGUACUAUAACAUUAUAGAACUGGACAUACUGGUAUAAACAAAUUGAAAUCAGAUACACUGAAAACUGGAAAAUGGUUAGAGCAGUAAAACUAUACCUGUUUGUCUUGUUGCAUAGCCAUAAAGUAACAGUUUUUAAGUAAGCAGUCUGAAACUAACUUUGCUUUGUAAUCUUCUGGGAAGAACUUAAAUUCUUUGUAAGGAAACCUACUUUUUGAGCCAAACAUCCAAUGUUUCUGCAGAAAUGUCCAUGAAACCAGUCAAAAGGUUCUGCAGUAGCACUUUUGUUAUAUGAAAAAUCGAACUUUUUUUCCUGGCCUUUGCACAGAUGCGUGUAGCAUGUGGUUUUACAUAGAGAUUUUAUACUUAAGAUCAAAAAUUUAGUAAUCCAUAUUUAUACUAUUAAAAAUUGAAUGUUUGGUAUCUUGAAGCUGUAAGAACUCAUAAUUAACUAUAUACAAGCAAUAUUCAUUUGAGAAAGAUUUUUGUUUAUGUAUUGUAAAGUAAGGAAGUGUAUUUUAGAAUAUGGAUAAGGAAUUAGGUAUCUAUAUAUAAAAUAGCUACCUAUUGCAGUUAGUCCGAGAGAACUACUGCUACAAUCCCCUAUUUUCAGGGGUGUAUAAUCCUACUUCAGAUAUUUACUCGAGACAGAAACUUUGCAGUUAGUUUAGACACAGAAGCAUUUUUUAAACGAAUGGCAUAUUGACUGUGUUUUGAAUAUCAGUGCUCUUUGACUUUUUUCCAUUUGUAUAACUUAAGGGGUGUUUUUUAAUGGUCCAGAUAAGUUUAAAGAUCAUAGAGAAAGAAACACAAUUUGGGCCUGAGCCUUACGUCCAUUGAAGUUAGUCUUUCCAUUGAGCUCAACAUGCUUUGGAUCAGGUCUUGAGCAUUUCUAUAACUUCAGGGUUAGAGUGAAAAUUUCUUUCCAUGGAU